Molecule: messenger RNA, 1020 nt
Organism: Nicotiana tabacum (common tobacco)
Lineage: Eukaryota; Viridiplantae; Streptophyta; Magnoliopsida; Solanales; Solanaceae
Source: RefSeq, a predicted model, not a curated record
AUGAUAAAGACUCUCCAUGUACAUGAACAAAAUGGGGGCUCACCAAUGCUGUCUCUUUCAAUAGCUCUUACUGAUAAGGGACUUUAUUUUUCAGUAUUGGAGCUAAGCUCACAAGUCCUUUCUUCGUUUUCUUGGUUUUGCAGAUACCAUGCAAUUCAUAGAGAAGUUUAUAAAUGGUUUGAUAUAAGCUUCGAUCAAUUUGGACGCACGUCUACUCCACAACAGACGGAAGUUUGUCAGGCGAUCUUUAACAAGCUUUGGGAGAAUAAUUGGCUCUCUGAGAACACUAUGCAGCAGCCGUACUGUGACACAUGCAAAAAGUUUUUGGCGGACCGGCUUGUAGAGGGUAACUGCCCGACACCAGGUUGCAACUAUGAUUCUGCGCGUGGAGAUCAAUGUGAGAAGUGUGGGAAACUCUUAAAUCCCACUGAUCUGAAGGAUCCAAGAUGCAAGGUUUGUCGUAACACCCCUUGCAUCCGAGAUACAGACCAUUUGUUCCUUGAGCUCCCUCUGCUAAAGGAUAAAUUAGAAACUUACGUCAACAACAUGUCUGUGGCUGGAGGAUGGAGUCAGAAUGCUGUCCACACAACAAAUGCCUGGCUUAGAGAAGGACUAAAGCAAAGGUGUAUAACUAGAGAUUUGAAAUGGGGGGUUCCAGUUCCACAUGAAAAAUACAAGGAGAAGGUUUUCUACGUGUGGUUCGAUGCUCCUAUUGGAUAUGUAUCAAUAACAUCAUGCUACACAACGGAGUGGGAGAAGUGGUGGAAGAAUCCAGAGAAUGUGGAGCUCUAUCAGUUUAUGGGCAAAGAUAACGUGCCUUUUCACACUGUGAUUUUCCCAUCUACACUGCUUGGAACUGGUGAAAACUGGACUCUUAUGAAGACUAUCAGUGUAACAGAAUACUUGAACUAUGAAGCAGGCAAGUUCUCGAAGAGUAAGGGCGUAGGAGUAUUCGGAAAUGAUGCAAAAGAUACAAACAUUCCUGUAGAAGUAUGGAGAUAUUACUUGCUGACAAACAGG